Molecule: messenger RNA, 2985 nt
Organism: Trypanosoma cruzi
Lineage: Eukaryota; Euglenozoa; Kinetoplastea; Trypanosomatida; Trypanosomatidae
Exons: 1
Coding region: 1-2985 (994 amino acids)
Biological process (GO): endocytic recycling
Cellular component (GO): endosome
Source: RefSeq, a predicted model, not a curated record
AUGGAAGACGCACUUGACGAAAGCAGCGGGGGUGGGACCAUCACCGAUACGGAACGUCAUUUUACGACUGUGCACCCGCUUAAUGAUGUGGUGACACUUCAAGGGCUUACGGCAAAGUACCAGAAGCGGCAAAUACAACUAUUUCAAGAUGCCGAUAUCCCUGAAAAUACCGAAAAAGUGGCGACUAGUAUGUUCAGUGAAAAGUACAUUUCCAACAAAAUUACACGUCGACAGGUACUUCAGAGUGACGCGGUACUCAAAGAGGUGCUUGCUACUUACUCUAUAGACCUUCCUAUUCACUCCCUUAUCAUUUCCGACGAGGACGGGGAGGAUGGGGCGGCAUUUUCGGAUGAGUUGAAGGCAGAUAUGCGGGCUGAUAAAUUAGAAUGUACUCAACCACAUCCUGCUUAUUGUUUCUACCAGACCCACGAGAAAGAGGGAGGUGAAGCAAAUUCUUUGAUUGAUGCUAAGAAAUAUGGGCCACAGCUGCAACUUUUUUUUUUUGUGGAGAAAUUCCAUCAGAAGCUAAAGAGCGCAUGGUCGAGUGGAGAGAAGGUUGAGAGUCUGCGUAUUGCGAUUAGAGUGGCAAAAUUCCUCUCAAAGGUUGAGAUGCCAAGUUGCUACCCAUCCGUUUACGUCUUGGUAGCACAAGUGUUGGACACGUUUGGCAAUCUUGUCACACAGCGGAUUCAAAACACUGCUGCAGAGAAGAGUUAUGUGGUCUCUGUCUUGCUACAGAAGGGCAUUGAUGCAGCGGAUGACUUAAUCCCAUCCGAGUCAGUGGAGGCGUGCUACAAUUGGUUUCUAAAGAUUAGUUCAAUUUGCGAACUUAUUCCACGGGUAUGUAUUGAGCUCUCACUUCUUAACUGCUUUCGUUUCAUGGCAAAGAAAGCGCGUGUUGUUUCAGAGGAAGUCAUACGUCGUCUUGCGAUGCAGAUUCGCGGCAUUGCGGAUCCGCUUGUUGCGGCCCACCUUCGCUGGUACUUAUGUACUCGGGCGAUGGUUGCCCUUGUAAGGCCCGGUUGGGCAACGAAAUCGGGGCUGGAUCAAGCAGUCAUAGACACCCUUGAGGCACUUGAACAUCUUGACCCUGCGCUUUUAGAGAAACUUCAGAACAGGCACAAUAUGGGGAGAAUGGAUUACUUGGACUUAUUUAUUCCCGCACUGCAGUGGCAAAUGGACACCAUUUUACGUUACGGCGAUGCCAAUUGGCCGAAUUAUCAACCGUUAUUGAGGAAUGUUGUUUCCAUCAUUGUAGAAAAUUUGAACUCGCCGGCAUGUCUAUUGCUGUGCGUUUGGCGUGCCUUCCCAGCGGCGGUGUUGCUCUCGUGUUACAGUGUGGAGGAGCUUCUUUCUAUUACUUUUCGCUCGUUUCCGUCACGAUUGGUUUCGCGACUGAAACUUAUGGAGGCAUUGUGUUUGUCUUUGGCGGAUUUGUCGGAAGUUCCGUUAGCGAGAGCGCAACGUCUUGCUUUUUUGAAGGCUGCAUGGGACUAUGUCGAGGAGGAAAGGUGCAGACGAUCUAGCGUGGGCACGGAAGGCGUGGCGCUACCCGCUCCGAAACAAGGGUUAGUGGGUGAGUUAAUAGGCGUAUGCGGUGCGAUGAUGCAAUUUUGUGCGAAUCAUGUGGGGUUCAAACAGGUCAAUGUUUUUCUUGGUCUUGUUCGGGACAUUAUUUGCGAUGUUAAAAUGUUGGAGAAUGAGAAAUCGUUGGAGGCUGUUAAAGCCAGUUUGUUUGGCAUGCUAUCCGCUCUUGUCUCAGUUGUGAACCCUUUGCUCCUCCUGGAAUCCGAACAUGUGGUAACCCUCUUGCAACAGUUGGCUUCGGGAGAUCGACGUCGGUUGAUGUUUGUGUUUCUUCGCCAAUUCGUUUCAGGGGCAUUAGGCGCCGGCAGUUCAUUUUCUCCCUUUGCCAUGAAGACCGUGUUUCGUUUGUGUAAGAUAUUUCACGACGAUCUUAUUAACGUGGUCUCCUUUGACGAGCUGCAGGAGGGGACUAAGGUGGUGGAGAAGGUCUUCCUUUUGCUGUUGAAGAGAGUAGGAUCUCUGGAGGACGCUCUUCAACUUAUGUGUGAUGCACGCCACCAUCUCUCCCGCUUUGAUUCCAUUAAAAUUAUUUCCGUCAAUCGGGCACUGGGGUUGGCGGGUCGCUUUGCUGCCGGAUGCGCAGAGGGAAAAAAACACGACGAGACAAGGGCUCUAUUGAUGUUUUCUAUAGUCACCAUCCCGGCAGUGACGGAUCUAAUUCAGCGUUUUCACCUUUUGGCUCUUUCGUCCGGCAUGGCACUUCGUAGUGGUAUGAUUGUUAUUGGGGAGGCAGCACUAGAAUUUGCGUUGGAGGGGCUGGAGACUUACCGUUCGAGCUGCAGUGGCAAGGAUGAAACGAGGAAAAGGAGCCAAGAAGAGUCUGAUAUCGCAGAUGUGGCCGUGCAUCUUCUGGAGUUGGGCGUUGCGGCCCCUGCGAAGGGUGAGCAUCUUUACGCAGUGCGUCGACUUUUGAAUUGGAGCGCUGGUUUCGACUGGAUGCCGUGCUCCAUUCCGUGCGUGCAUAUCAGCUUGUCUGCCCUGCGACUCAUGACACGCGCGUUGCAAGGCAGGUUUCUAUCGUUUCCCUUUUGUCAGACAGAGCAUUAUGGAAAGGAUCCUGCGUUUGUUGAGUCGUGUGUUGCCCUUUCACUGGAGGCGACGCAUCAAUUGCAGAGGUGGAUAGAGGCCAGCUGUCACGUUGUGUCAACAAAAUCCGAGUUGGCGACGGAUUUAUCUACAACAGCAAUCGAGAUAUUUGAGACUUUGGCCAUAUUUGAUAACAAAGAUCCGCCUCUUGGUCCGGCGUUAACCACAUUGGUCUGCGCGGCGUGGCGGGCAGCCAAUGCAUGGGCAAUACUGAGCGGCUCUUUGGAAGUGUCCCGACACAUCCUGCGUACCGCACGGUUCGUCCAGGAGGUGGUGGGUACGAGCGUCUUUGAAGAAAUUUUGCUCCAUUGA